Messenger RNA from Chrysoperla carnea, 5989 nucleotides. RefSeq names its product proteasome adapter and scaffold protein ECM29. Lineage: Eukaryota; Metazoa; Arthropoda; Insecta; Neuroptera; Chrysopidae. Gene Ontology annotation, cellular component: nucleus; cytoplasm. The transcript has 24 exons. The coding region runs from base 158 to 5731 and encodes 1857 amino acids. The record is from RefSeq and is a predicted model, not a curated record. Gene Ontology annotation, molecular function: molecular adaptor activity. Gene Ontology annotation, biological process: proteasome assembly.
UUUAAUUUUAAUAAGUUCAAGAAUUUUUCUAUAUUCUUGGAAGUCUUAAGUUAUUUGAAUUUACAGUUUUUGUGUAAUUUUUAUAAAGGUAUUUUGCAUAUUCAAUUGAAAGCUCGUAGCUGAAUGACAAGCGAUUAAUCAAAAGUGUAGGUUAAUAAUGGCCGUAGCAGCUGAUGAACUCUUGUUAUUAGAACGAGUAUUUCUGCGAAUUGGUUCAGCAGAAACUGAUGAACAAUUACAGAAUGCAGUUUCAAAAUUUUUACCACCAGUUUUACUUAAAUUAUCCUCAACACAGGAAGGUGUUCGGAAAAAAGUAAUGGAACUUCUUGUUCAUAUCAACAAACGUAUUAAAAGUCGACCUACUGUACAACUUCCUGUGGAAGCUUUAUUAGUACAAUAUCAAGAUCCAGCAGCUAGUUCAUUUGUUACGAAUUUCACCAUCAUUUAUUUAAAACUUGGUUUUCCACGAUUAAGUUUUGAAAAACAAACAGAACUAGUACCAACAAUGUUAAAUUCUUUGGAAGGGAAGCCACAAUCACAUCAAGAUAGUUUGUUAUUGAUGAUAAUACCAUUAUUGGGCCAUGUCCAAAUACCGGCUGAUCCAGCCAAACGUAACUCAUUAUUUGGAUUAAAUGAGAAACCUCAUGUUUCAAAGCAUUUAUGCGGUUUAAUGUUGGAUAUGCUUUUAUUACCGUACGGUGCCACGUCACCCGAUGCUCAAAAAUCACCUUCAUCAGAGGUGAAAUUUCCAAUACCGCCUGGAAUGUGUGAAUAUUCGUAUAAACGUGUGACAACCGAUAAUAGUUUGAAACCUGAAGAAUUAGAACUGAUAAAACAAGGAAUUGUAAAAUUUAUAUCAUACGGAGUGUUUCCUGAAACGGAUAUUUUAAUUCACUUAAUAGUAGCAGCGGCUGAUACGCGAUUUAGCGUUGCAAAUAGUGCAGAUUUGGAAUUAAAGAAAAUUGUAGGAGUUUUAGAUUGGGGUUCAACAGCCUUAACGACACCCCUAUACAUGUUGUUUUUGGGUUCACAGCCCAGUAAUAAUACGACAAUCAAACCAGAAAUGAAAAAAUCACCAGCUAGCACCCGAAUACGCUUGAAAUUACUUCAUUAUUUGUGCCGUGUAACAGCCGAUGGUUUUAUAAUCCCACCAAGUAUCCAAAUAAUAUUUGAUUCUUUGUAUGGAACAAAUACCAAUCCACGGCUAAAAACUCUUGCGCUAAAUUUUGCAUCGAAUCUUAUCCGAGAAGUAGAUGCGGCGAAAUUGGCACGAGUCACAUUUGUUUUAUUGGCUGGUUUGCAAAAGUUCUUGAAUGAGGGAGAUGUGCAACAUCAUGGACAAAUUUAUGUGUUAAUGGGACAGAUGGGUCGACGUUUUCCAAUUUUAUUCCAAAAGGAUAUCAGUUCAUUGGAAAAUUUUCUUAAUAAAUUGAUAACUGCAACUCCCGAUUUACGUUUAUCAAUUCGAGAAGCUCUAUUAAACAUAGCACAUUGUUACACCAUAAGCGAACCAGAAUAUUCCAAUGAAAUCAUAGAUUUAAGAAAUUGUGAAAAAAUGAUUCAAGAUCCCGAUAAAUCAAAAACAACAUCUAUUGAACUACGUUUAAUUGGUCUAAUAUCAUACUGUCUACGUUCAAACGAACCAAUUGUCCGAUUUGUUGCUGUUCGAUACGUAGCUACUGCAUUUCCUGAAAAUCAUGUUGGCUCUCGAUAUUUGUUACUUUUAUCUACUGGCGAUAGUAAAGAUGAAGUGUUUAUGGAAGCUUUAAAAGCAUUGUAUGGGACCACACGUAAAUAUAGUACAGAAAGUACAAGUCUAUCUAAAAAUAUAAAAUUACCAGAAUUCAUUCCCAUGUGCGCUUUUGUUUCCAAAGAGGCAAAAGCCCGGAAAUCAGAUGAACGUCGCUUUGAGCAAGGAAAUAUUGUAUUACCGUUUGCACCAGUUGUAUAUACGGAGAUUUUAGCAUAUUUACGUUUGUGUUUGGCACAAGGAGCUGAUUUAAUCAAUAAGGGGGGUAUUUCACCACAUCCGAAUGAAACUACACCACUCUUGGGAAAAUAUUUACGAUCGUUAUGCACUAGUAACAAGAAGUUUGAUGAUACGCAUCCAUUGAAACAAUAUUUAAAUUUAAUUCAAGAUUUUAUGAGUGCUUAUCCUGGAGUCAUUCCAAUCAGUUGUUUUCUGGAAGUUGUUGGCUGUAUCCCUGAUAUAUUAUGUAAAGAUAAUGUAGAUAAAUUGACAUGGUGUAAAGGAUUUCUAAGUUCUACAAAAGAAGAAAUUCGUGAACAUGCAUCGAUUUUAUAUGGUAUAUUAACUGCGUACGCGUUAAAUAAUAAUGAUUUUGAUAAAACUAUCACUGAAUUAUUAAAUGCAACAAAGAAUAAUAAAAAUUUGGAGAAUCAACAUGGAUCAUUAUUAGCAUUAGCGAAUUGUUUGGAACGACGUAUUAGUAUCAAGAAGUUUGCUAAUGAGUUGCAUGAUGUGAAUCAAAAUUGGGAACCGUAUAAAAGUACUGUACAAUUAUUAAUAUCAUUUUUGGACAAUGCAAAUCCAAUGUUGGUUAUGGCAGCAUGUGCCGGAAUUGGUUUACUUGGACGUUGUUAUAGUUUACCAUUAAAUAACGCUAAAACUUCCGAAGAAGGUGCUGACAAAAACACUAAAUUAUCUCUAGUAAAUAAAUUAUUAGAAGUAAUGAAUAGCACUAAGUUCCAAUCAAAAAUCCGGGAAAAGGCUGCAAACACCUUAGGAUUAAUAUGUGUGGGUGAAAUAUUCCCACAUUCUCGGGAAGUUAUAACUGGAUUAAUAAAUACAGCCAAGGAAACUAAAGAUAUUGAAGUACAUUUUUCAGUGGGUGAAUCUUUGGUUAUGUGUGUUCAAUCGAUUUGGUCGAAUGAGGCACGUGAUCGUUGGACUGUAUUACCAUCAGAGUAUACACCAAGUGAUUCGAUGAUGGAAUCACCAUCUGAUGAGGAUUUGAAUUGGUUAUUGGAUCAAUUAUUGGAAAUGGUUACCAAAACUCACCCAAAUUCAAGACAGGCCUCUUGUGUUUGGUUACUUGCACUUCUAAAACAUUGCUCAAAUCGUGAAGCAAUUAAAAAGCGCCUUCAAUCUUUACAGAAUGCUUUUAAAGAUUUACUUGGGGAAAGUAGUGAUAUCGUCCAAGAUAUUGCAUCCAAAGGUUUAGGUCUUGUGUAUGAAAGUUGUGAUGAAAAUUUACGAGCUGAAAUGUUGGACGGUUUGUUGGAUCAAUUGAAUUCAGGUAGACGCACUGUACAGAAAGUGACCGACGACACAAAACUCUUUGAAGAAGGUCAAUUAGGAAAAUCUCCAACAGGAGGAAGUUUAACAACAUACAAGGAAAUUUGCUCAUUAGCUUCGGAUCUAAAUAAACCAGAUUUAAUAUUUAAAUUUAUGAAUCUAGCUAAUCAUAAUGCUAUAUGGAAUUCAAAAAAAGGUGCUGCAUUUGGAUUUUCAACAAUAGCCGCAAAAGCUGGUGAACAAAUUAAACCACAUUUACCAAAAAUUAUACCACGAUUGUAUCGUUAUCAAUAUGAUCCAACGCCAAAUCUACAAGCAUCAAUGCAACGUAUUUGGAAUGAAUUAGUGCCUGAUAAACAAAAGGCUAUUGAUGCGUAUCAUAAAGAAAUUCUAGAGGACUUAAUCCAAAAUUUAACAUCAGCCCAAUGGCGUGUACGCUUAUCUUGCUGUGUUGCGUUACAAGACUUUCUACGUGGUAGCGCACAUCGUUCAAUUCACGAUUAUACGGCCUCGAUUGCACAAUUGUGGACACAACUAUUUCGUGUUAUGGACGAUUACCAUGAAGGUACUAGAAAUGCUGCAAAUUCAACAGUGAAAAGUUUAUCCAAGCUAUGUGUGGCUGGAUGUGAUGUAGAGCAAGGGAAAAAUGGAACGGAAUUAAUGAACCAAAUGUUGCCAGUUUUGUUACAAACUGGAAUUACGCAUACCGUGGCUGAAGUUCGAAGUAUUAGUUUAUUGACAGUUUCUAAAUUAAUUGGAACCGCUGGCCCAUCAUUAAAACCGUUUUUAUCGAAUUUAAUACCAGCAUUAUUGGAAGCGACUGGUGAAUUACAGAAUGUUAACUUAACACAUUUGAGUAAUAUUUAUAGUGGGCGUUCUCAGGUACAAGAUGCUAUCGAUUCAGCACGUGCUAGCGCAGUUAAAUCGCAUUAUACAAUGGAUACUUUAACAAAGUGUUUACAAUACGUUGAUGUAAGUCUAAUGGAUGAUUUAGUACCAAAAGUAACUGACAUUAUGAAAAACUCUGUGGGUUUAGGGAUAAAAGUUGCAUGCGCACAUUUUAUUAUUUUAUUAACUGUACAAUUAGGUAAAGAUAUUACACCAUACACGGGUCGAUUUUUAUCAAUUUUAAUGAAUGGUUUAACCGAUCGUAAUUCUGCUGUACGUAAACAUAAUGCAAUUGCAAUUGGGCAUCUAGUGGCAACAGCAAAAGAUUCCAGUAUUGAAAAGUUAUUUGCUAAAUUACAAAAUUGGUAUUUUACUAUAGAAGAUGACAAAGUUCGUAGCGUAAUUGCACAUACCGUAAGUGCAAUUGGUCAACAAAAUCAAGAAAUUUUAAAAUCGUAUUCAAAUUUAAUUUUACCCUUAGUAUUUUUUGCCAUGCAUGCUGAAAAGACUGAAGAUACAAAGGAUUCAGUUGAAUUAUGGAAUGAAAUAUGGUCAGAUAAUAGUCCAGGAACGGAGACUGGUAUACGACAAAACUUAAAAGAAAUUACACAAAUUUUAGAGAAGUCGUUAGAAUCAUCCAAUUGGAACAUUAAAGCACAGGCAGCAAAUUCUAUAGCCACUGUGGCUAAUAAAUUAGGUGGUACAAUGGACAUUCAAUAUCGUAAUUUAUUAAUAAAUAUGUUAAUUUCUGGUUUAAGUGGACGAACAUGGAAUGGCAAAGAAAAACUAGUCCAAGCUUUAGCUAGUAUUUGUAAAAAUUGCAAGGAUAUUAAAACGGAUCCGCAAAUUAAUGUGGAAGCAUUAGUUAAUGCCAUAAUGAAAGAAUGUAAUAAGGAGGAAAUUGUUUAUAAACGAUUGUGCUUGGAAGCGUGUGGGGAUAUUUUAGAAUCUUUAGACGUGGAUCGAUUUGAUGAUUUGUACAAUAUUGUUCAAAAUGCGCUAGCAAAGGAUGUAACAAAUAUAUUAAAUGAAGACGCCGAUGAUGAUGAUAGGUCAGCAUCCUCCAUUGAUGAAAAAUCAACAAAACGUGAAAAUAUCUUAAAAUUAAAGGCAACAAUUUAUGAAACUUUGGGUAAAGCAUGGCCUAUCAAUGAAAAAACACAAAUUAAAUAUCGUAUUCAAUUUGUUGAACAUUGUGUUGCGUGUUUACCUACAACUGUACGUAAUGUUCAAGUUAGUAUUGUGUUAGCACUACAAAAGUAUGUGGAAAAGUUAACUUUAUUACAACAGAACACGGAUGCACCAAAAGAUGCAAUAAAAGAUCGUGAUGUAUUAAAUCAAAUAUUAAAUCAUAUUUUAAAAGCCAUGAAUAUUACAUUAGAUAUUUCAAAACAUUUAAGAUUAAGGAGGGAAUCAUUGAAUGUGUUAAUUUGCCUCAGUAAACGACUUAAAGCAAUAAAUGCGAAUACCGAAAUGGAAUCUGUAUCAAAAAUGGUAUUAAAAUGUUUGCCAGAGUUAGAAAAAGAUCAACAACCAGAAAUUAAAACACGUAUUACUGAAUUAAAAGAAUUAAUACAACUUUGAAAUAUUUUAUUCAGUCUCCAGAAUAUAAUAUAUAUUUUCUAAUCAAUAUUAAUUAUACAUUUUCUUUUUUAAUUUAAAAAAAAAGGCAACUGAAUGUCUGGUCAUGGAAUCCGACUUGAAUAUACUUAUUUUUUUUAAUGAUGAUUAUUAAUUAUUGUAUUUGUGUACAUAAUAAUAUUAUAUUAAAUAAAAAACAUACAAAUAAUUAUAAAACGAAACCAACUACGUUUAAUCUUGUAUGAAUUUUAUUGCAAUGAA